This is a messenger RNA of Capronia epimyces CBS 606.96, 3270 nucleotides long. RefSeq lists its product as uncharacterized. Gene Ontology annotation, biological process: protein localization to prospore membrane; ascospore-type prospore membrane formation. The transcript has a single exon. Gene Ontology annotation, cellular component: prospore membrane. The record is from RefSeq and is a predicted model, not a curated record. NCBI's taxonomy places the organism in Eukaryota, Fungi, Ascomycota, Eurotiomycetes, Chaetothyriales, Herpotrichiellaceae. Bases 1 to 3270 code for a protein of 1089 amino acids.
AUGCCCGUGGAGGGCUUGGCCGACACCCACGACUUCAAUGCUCUGGACCCGGAAUCGUACACUGCUCACCGACUGAAGCACGCCUUUCCCGACCACCUAGAUCUCACUUCCCGCCGGUUCUUCAUCGGACCGAUACCAGAAGGAUGGCUCAAUAGCAACAGGAAGUCUUGGUAUAAGAGGAGGUUGGAGUGGAGCACAUACUCAUCCAGAAAACAAAGCUUCAGAGCAGCUGCAGAUGCUGGGCCCCAUCACCGAACCCUGACGGGUCUGGAGGGCCCCUCGAUCGCGGCCAGGAUGGGGUUCAAUUUCCCACAGCCAGAAGAUGCCUUUGAUGCGGCUUCGGAUGAAGGCGAGUCACUAAAUGCGGAGGAUGAAGAUGGAGCCCCCGAGACCGAGACGCGGAAUGUCGAGCCGGUUUCGACCAAUGAAUUGCCCCGGGUUCUGGGAAUUGAAGACGAGGAUGAGGAAGGCAAUAGGGUUCCCAAAACCUUGCCAGUCCCAGCAGACACAGGAUUGGACGGAACAAAGGACAGGAGAGGCGCUCGUGGGAAAAAGACUGCAAGAUCAUCUCGCCCUGUUGUUUCCUUCAGCACGGCCCAAGAACAACUACCGGCAGAGUCGCCCAAGUCAGCGACUCCCUUACAGAAAGGCCAGCUACUGGAACAGCUCACCGAUCAAGACAGUGAUGGCCAAGGCCCACCCUCGAACGGGGACUCUUUCGGGACUGUCGGAUUAACGCAAGAUGACGUGGAGACAAGCUCAAGAACAGGUUUACUCGCUGCGGAGGGCGAAUCUUCAGGUGGGAGGAGUCUUCGACGCCACGAACCAGCUCCGCUGCAGGAUGGGAGUUCAUACCAACUGGAAAGGAGGUCUGACACGGGCGUGAGAUUCAAGCUUGCGGAAGGUGUCCAGCACGGGCGAAAUCGCAUUGAGAACAAAGCCGUGCAAGCGCGAAACCGUGUCAAGAGACUACGACGAGACCUUUUGCGUGAAGGAACAAUUGUCAAGAUGGAGCGGAUGUUGGUCAGGUGCGAAAUCACCAUGAACCAAGUGCCGGAAGACUUCGAUGAAAAUGGCAGCAUGAAAAUCGAAACUAGAGUGCUGGAGAAGUGGCGUGAAUUUAUGAUCGUCGCCAGAAAGAGCAAGAAACAGGAUGAUGAAGACUUUAGGCUCCAGAUUUACAAAACAAGGGUCAUCCCUGAGAUCGAUGAUGGCUCGACCAAGAGGAAACCACAGCACGAGAUAAAGCUCGAUCCGAAAUCCACCAGGGUCAACUUGUACUCGUCGUUGGACAAAACAGUGGUCAUCUGGCACCCGUACAAGGCAGGAACUAGAAUUUUUGUUAUGAGGCCAAUUUCGACCGCUCAUUCUGUCGAAUGGUACACCUUCCUCCGAGAUGCCCUAGGAUGGCAACGGCCAGACACUUUGCAUGUCAAUGUACCAGACCUAGACGUGGUACUGAAGCUGGAAAGGCCGUUUGAAGGACUGGAGACCGCCCGACUCAACGCCCAAGACGAAGAGACAGCAAUUGCUCAGACCUUCGCUGCCGAGAAGGCUGUUGCCGGCAAGAUCAUAUCUCAGUGUAUGGAUAUGCUACAACAUGACCGUGAAUGGUCCAGCGUCAUGAAGCUAUGGGCCGAGACCGCAAAGAUGGGUCUCGCCUGGAAGAGAUAUGACAGGCUCGAAUGGGUGUACGGUAUCCAUGAACAGAAGAUGUACGGUUCGAUGGCUAUGGAACACUCGCAUGAGCUCGAACUCCGACCGAAGAAACAUUUUCCAACCACGACUCGUGGUAGGAAGGGAAAGCUUCGCGAGGAACCGCCUCCUAUUGAGGGCUUCUUGAUCCGGUUGACUUCACAGAAAGGUACCCAACAGAGGCUCGGAAAGGCCUUCUUCAAGCGGUUAUACUUCUCUACUCACGACCAAUACUUGAUGUUCAGCCGACCGGCUAAAGCAACUCCGCCCAUGCCGCCGCGCCUGGCCACAAUUGGUGGACACAGAGUUCCUUCGGCGCACGAGAUUAGUAAGAAGACACCAUUGAUGUUUGAUAUCGAACCGUACAAGACGCGGGACGGUGAAAUCACAUGGCUGUCUUCUGGAAAUCAAUUGUCCGUCCAGAGCCACGAUCGCGAUGCUGUUGAAGAAGCUCGACGGAACGUGGCCAACAUCCUCGAUUCAGACGGUCUUAUCAACCUGUGCUAUAUCCGCCAGGUCCGCGUUAUUCAAUGGGGAGCUUCUCCGGCGGACGACACCCUUGAAGCCGGUUCCAGCUCGGAUGUUGAUUUCCACCAAGAAGUGUCAGACACCCGCGGAGAAGAUGGCACAACCAACCAGAUUGAUGACGACCGAAUCUUCGAGCUGCUUUUGGACAAUGGAUUGGUGAUCCGCUUACAGGCAUAUUCCAAAGAAACGCGUGAUGUAUGGAUUCGUCGUUUGAGGAGACUGAUCAAGUACUGGAAGCUUCGCAUGGCUGCGGAGAUGGAUACGUACAAGGCAGUCCGACGGACCAACCUGGCGGAACUCAAUGUGGACGAAGAGCUGGAAGCUGUCAUCGGCCAAUUCGCAAAGAAAUGGGAGGUUAGCCGGAGCGAGGCAAGCCCGGAGCUCUACAAUCUGUGCGGGAUUAACAGCUGUCGAAGCAUCACCUUGUCUGGCUCCCUCUAUCUGAAGACGCGGCGGCGGGCGGCUUUCCACCGCAGCCAGGUGAUUCUGUGCGGCGGGAGGUUGCUGAUAUAUCAAGCGACACUGCGCAAGUCCACGGGGGAGCAGGUGCGUCAUAGCCACCAGGAGAAGCAACAAGUGAUCGAUCUCAAAGACUGCUACGUCUAUAGCGGCUUGAUUGUCGAGGACGACCUGCUGUAUCACAACACUACCUUCGACGCGAACCAUCCUGGCAUGGCUAGUUUGCCACGCGUCUAUCUCGACGACGGUUGGACCAGCGCCGAUAUCGACGUCAUGACUUGUUUUGUGAUCUGGAUGAACCGGAAAAAGGGUUGGUUCCGGACGGCAGCCGCGGCUGAAGAACAACAAGCACAACCAAGCGAUGCUGUCGAUGCCGGUGAAGGGGGGAAGACGGGAGGCGGCAGCAAGAGAGCCAAAUUGCGGCGCGUCGGGCAGCUGGGCGUCCCCGGGCGUGGAAUGGUAUUCAAGUGUCGAAGUCGGGCCGAGAGGGACCAUUGGGUUCUCAGUGUUGCGAGUGAGAUUGAGCGCGUGGUGGAGCACGAGGCCGACAUGAUGGGUGAUGAGGGGGAGUUCAGAUUCGACAAAUGA